GCAGCCCGGGCUGGUGGGACUGCGCCGAGGCCCGGCCCCCUGCAUGGUGCGUACCUGCUGUGAUGCUGUGCCCGCUGCCCGGGGCGGAGCCGAGGCGUGUCUCGGGAGGGCGGGGCAGUGGUUCCCGUUUUUCUGGGACUGAGCUCUAGUUCUGGCAUUUGCUCUAUUUGAGAGCAAACUUUCCUUAGCUGCUGGUGUUGCAGGACUUGGCUUCUUCAAGGCCUGGUCACCCCAACUUUCUUGGACUUGAUAACCCGGGACAAAGAACCUGCGGAGCAGGGCGGGGGUCAAGCCUGCAAAAAGCCAAAUCCGGGGAAGGAACUGUGUUGCCUCUGAUGAAAGGAAUUGGUACAGUUUGCGGUUUUGUGAAGCAGGGCCCCAUGUAACUCGACUUUGGCCUUGAACUUGGGAUCCUCCUGUCUCCACACCACAACCCCCGGCCCCCAUGUUCUGGGAUCACGGGUGUAUGGCCUCCAUGCCCAGCUCAGUAGUGGUGUAGCUGGUUGACGAGAUCAGAGAAACUAAAGCAACCCUCAGCGCAGAGCCAAAGUGUCUGUAGAAGUCCACACAGAGCAUUUAUUCAGGUGUCCUCAUGACUUCUCUCUCGGACCAUGUCCAUGAUCCUUUACGCCAGCGUUGUUCGGGUGAGGGACGGCCUGCCCCUCUCAGCCUCCACUGACUUUUACCAUGCCCAGGAGUUUCUGGAAUGCCGGAGGCAGCUCAAGACCUUAGCCCAGAGGCUGGCUCAGCAUCCAGGCCGAGGCUGUGCAGAAAGUUGUGACUUCCGUAUCUAUUUUUCAUCAUCGGGGGACGUGGCCUGCAUGGCCAUCUGUUCGCGACAGUGCCCGGUAGCCAUGGCCUUCUGCUUCCUGGAGGCCCUGUGGUGGGACUUCAUAGCCUCCUACGACACCACCUGCGUCGGCCUGGCCUCGCGGCCCUACGCCUUUCUCGAGUUUGACAGUGUCAUUCAGAAAACGAAGUGGCAUUUUAACCACAUGAGCUCCCCCCAGAUGAAGAGUGGCUUAGAGAAGGUCCAAGAGGAGCUAGAGCUCGAACCUCCAGCUGUCCUGUCCCUGGAGGACACAGACGCAGCAAAUGGCAUGCUGAACGGCCACACCCCGGUGCGCCCCGAACCUGCUCCGAGCCUCCGGAUGAAGCCGGUGACAGCUCUGGGUGUCCUCUCUCUUGUUCUCAACAUCAUGUGCGCGGCCCUGAACCUCAUCCGCGGAGUUCACCUCGCAGAGCAUUCCUUACAGGUUGCCCAGGAGGAAGUUGGAAACAUUCUGGCUUUCUUCAUUCCUUCCGUGGCCUGCAUUGUCCAGUGUUAUCUGUACCUGUUCUACAGUCCAGCCCGGACUCUGAAGGUGCUGCUCAUGCUGGCCUCCAUCUGCUUGGGCAAUGCCUACCUGCAUGGGCUGAGGAACACCUGGCAAAUUCUCUUCCACGUAGGAGUGGCUUUCCUGUCUUCAUAUCAGAUCCUGACCAGACAGCUACAGGAGAGGCAGUCCGACUACGGAGUGUGAUUAGGGCUUCCUGCAGUGGGUGAUACCUUUGAUUUCCCCCGCUGUGGAAGGACAGUCUGUUUCCACUCCUGCUUCUCAACUCCACCUCAAACCUCCAUCCCCGACGCUCCCAAGGUCACAGAUCCUGGCAGGUGCAACGGAGGACGGGGGCUGCUGGUUGUCAGUCCUGGUCUGUGUGGAACGUUGGUGGGGAACCGCCAGCCAAGCGCAGGAUGGGGAGCUGGAGCAGGAGCCUGCUCAGAGAGCAUCUGUGGUGGUCAGAGUGGCUGGAGCAGGAGCCUGCUCAGAGAGCAUUUGUGGUGGUCAGAGUGGCGGCAUCUUGGUCUCCUAAAUCUAACAAUAACUGCAAACCUCUAGAUUCCAUAAUGGUAGAUAUAGUAACUGGCAGGUGUCUGUGAGGAAACUCUUCAAAGUUGCCGUCUGUUUGUGGGCUCAGUGUAAGUCCAGUUUUUCUUACGGUGUCAGCACAGGGUAAACGAAAGCUGGAGAAUACGACUCACAAACACAGCUAGGUAAAUUUUGUUUACGUUUUCUUGAUAACUUGUGUUCGACAAACUUUUGGAAUAUUUAAAUAUAUUUUGGAUAUAAAUUGAAGCUCAUUCAGAAUGAAGCAAACUUAGGCUGAGAAAAUGCCAAGGAAGUCCAAGUUUAUUCAAAUUACCUUUUACGGUGGUGGGCUUUAUGGGUACAGAUGUGGUUUGUAUUUAUUUGCAGAACCUAUCUGAAUUAUGUUUGGAUUAAUAACCAGUAUCACUGGGUCACAGGCACAUAGGCACCAGCAGAUGUGGGGGCUUUGGGGUCCUCUCAGAGGGGCAGCGUGGAGGGGCACGCCAGGGUUUCAGAGGUCCUUGACAGAAAUGGGGAAUUCUGCUGUUAUCCAUAGCGUUGCUGGAGCUGUGGCCUUCUUGAGAGGCCUCCCGAGUUAAUGACUCCUCCUUGACUCCAUAGAGCAUCUUAACUAGACCACAUUUUAUGGACAGGCAUUAAGUAGGUGUUAACACUGGAAAGCUUUGUGUGACUGGCACACGCUCUGUAAGGCUGCUAUGGUGUGCUUCGAAGCAAGAGCCCCCUGUGUCUCCAGUGUGGGUAUCUGGUGGUACUCAGAAGCCAUGUUGGGGUUCACCCCUCUGGCUUGUUCUUGGAGUGUACCCACAAUUUUGUGGGUUGGCUCGUGAGGCUCCAAAGGUGAUAGCCCUAUUUUGGUAGAUUUUAAAGGAGAAAACCAUCCCAGAAGUUAUGGAUUAUUGGGGAGUGCCAGAGCAUAGGGUUGGAGAAUUCUGUUCAAUUUCUGGGUCUUACUGGUGCCCUGUGUCAGUCAGCCACCAGGUGUCAUUUCAGGAAUGAGGUUAUGUGACUCAGAACUGGAUUGAAAAAGUAUCUACAUUGUAAUUUUCCUUCCUUAUAAGAGAAUUUUCUAUUUUUAAUCAAAUCUGCAGUGUCUGGGUGUGACUGUCAUAUUGACAGCAUCCUUGGGUGUGAACUUCAGCCUUCUGUGACUGUUGAUCUCACAUCUGUGUAACACGUCAGCACACAUUUGUGUAUGCCGUGCGGGAAAGUGCUUACCCUUCCUGACAGAGAAUUUUGAAGUGGGAAAGAGAAAGGAAGAGGAGGAAGAAAAUUCUUUUAAUUCAAAGCACACAUUCAAAAAAAUUUUUUAAAAGUAUUUUAAAAAAAUCAGCCUAAAACAAUAUUGUUUUCCUCCUAAGCUCGUGGGGUUCCAUGUUGCUCUGUAUCUGGACACCGCACACACUCUAGGUUCUGAGCCUCUGGUUGUCAGUCCUCAAGCGGUAACAAAGCAGUCCCUGAGGGCGCCUCUGUUACAGACACUUCACUUGUCAUAGGUGCUAGCAAGAGUGUUUGUCGUGCUUGGUGACACGGCUUGUGACAUAUCGAGACAAGGUUCCAAACUGACUUAGAAGUGGAAUGAAAAGGAAUCCUCAAGGGAACCGGAACGCACAGAGAGUCCAGUUCAGAGAAGCCUCACCUCCCUGGAGGAAGAAGCUAAGGACAGGAAGGGAGUCCCAGGGACACCCCCCCACCCCCCACCCCCACCCCCGGCUUCCGGUGCCUUGGUUCAGGCUUAGGUGUUUGUAGCCCAGUGGGGGACAAACUGGUCCCAAGGCAGGAGUGUUUCUUUGCCUGUUGCUGACUGCUCUUCCAGAGGGCGCCGCUUGCCCAGCGGCUCAUGGGAAAUGGUACAGAGCUUGAAUGGAAGGCUUUCCUGUGGGAGCAGCGUGGCUGGGUUGGCUUAGGCAGAAAGCUUUUGUUUUGGGUUGCUUUCUCCUCAGGGUGCCUCGCCCUGACAGGAGCUCUACCUGGCUCUCUUUCUGGGUGUGGAGACAGCUGGGCCAUGUGAGGUCGACUUCCCUCUCAGUCCCAGAUGGCCGCACAGACCCCACAGAAGUAGCAGGGUUGUGGUUCUUGCUAUCCGUGAACCCUGUUGACAUGCGCGUGGGCCUGUUACCUGACCCUCUUUCUUUUCUAGUCACCGUGUGUCCCCCCUACUCUGCCUGUUUCCACUCCAUCCCAACACUCUGCCUCCAGAUGGAGAUUCAGGCUCGAGUCUGCGGAGAGACAGGAAGCCUAGCGUCAGUGAUGGAGAGGGAGGCAGCUUUGGAAUCCUACCCUCUGCCCUGCCUCAGCUCAACAAGCACACUUCGGUAGUCAGCACUGCUUGGGGGUCAAGGGCCACAGCCAGCAGGCCCAAGCAGAUGGCCGUUUGGAGCGUAGGAGGUGGGAAGAGAAGUGGCUGUCCAUCUGCAAGUGCCCUGGGCAUGUCGAGGGCUGCAUGCCGCAUGCCGCACUUUCAAUCCCUUACCGUGCUGCCCCCCCCCCCCGGGGAGCCGCCCAUCACACUUCCAGCUCUCUCCUGUGUGCUCGGCAGGACUGACAGUGACUGAGGCUGCAUAUGUCCAGCAGACACUUGCUAAGUUGUUGCUCCUGUCCUACUGUCUCCCCCAGGUCUGGGGCCACUCCACCCGUGUGCUCUGAGAGCCCAGAAUGCUGGAGAAAGAGAACCCAGGGAAUCCCCAAGAGAUGAGGUGGGGACAGGAGCGCACAGGUCAGCCAACCCAGUGGCCUGGAGGUCAGCUUGGCUUUUCCACUGUGUCACAGUAGGAGUCCCUGCCUGCGCUCCUCAGUGCCAUCCGAGAGGAUGGCGGGUGGUCACAGAGGGGACUGCUCUACACAUACAGGCAGAAGGGGUUCCAAGGCCACUGGGUGUGUGCAGCAGGCAUCAGGCUGCACCAGCGUUCAAGCAUCUACACCGUGGCAUUUUAUGGUGCUGCAGUACAAAGGCCCCAUGCCUCCCUUCUUUUCAUUCCCUGAUCUGCCUCAUGAUUCUGCACACGGAGCCCCUGAUACAGUCAGCACCAGUAGACCUGCGUCAAAUCCAGGGAAGCUGGAAUUGUAGGCUGUCUCCAGUCUCAACAAGGAAAUCCCCUGUGCCCCACCACGCCUGGCCACCCAGAACAGGGCUCUCACUCUUCCUCCUCCUCGUCUUCCUCUUCCUCCUUUUGUUUUCUGUUUUGGUUUUCAAUAUAGGAUUUCUCUAGUCCUGGCUGUCCUGGCUGGAACUUGCUCUGUAGACAAGGCUGGCCUUGAACUCAAUGGAGGUCCACCUGCCUCUGCCUCCCAACUGCUGAUAUUAAAGCCACCUCUGCCUGGCUUGCACUGUCACUCGCAUUGCUGGGGAGGUAGAUGUCAUCAGGACAGCUGUGGAAAGGGGCUUGGUGUUCACAUCUGGGAAUGGCGGGCUAGGGAAAUGUCUGGACGCUUGAAGUCAUGGGCAGGGCAGUGCCCUCAGUUGCCUUUUAUCUUAAGGUAAAAUGAAGCCUGUUCUUUCCCUUUGAGCCGUGUUUGCCACGUACAUGUGACCUUGAUCCUUACACGGAUGAGAUCCUUUGGUUGCUUCAGGAAUGUUAUGAGUUCUUUGUAUAACUCAGCCUCUAAGAUUUGACUUGACUUAACGGACUUUUCUAGGUAGAACAUAAAAACUGAGACUAGUUUCAGCAAAUCCAGUUACCUCUCCAAGAGUCGCCCUCUGUAUGUGCUGCCCACAUGAUCAGCUACUUUUCCAUUGACAACAAAGAUCUAUUUUGAGUCCAUGAUGGGUACAUCCUAACUUUCACAUGCUCAAACUAACACACAUGCCAACGUGCAGGUUUUAUACAGCUCUUUAUAUACUGUGUAUAUUAAAAUUAAAAUGGCGUGAGGUGGCUUAAGUGUGCGGAGAAUAAAUCUAAAGUGUUUACUAA
Messenger RNA from Apodemus sylvaticus (European woodmouse), 5779 nucleotides. RefSeq names its product SEC22 homolog C, vesicle trafficking protein (gene Sec22c). NCBI's taxonomy places the organism in Eukaryota, Metazoa, Chordata, Mammalia, Rodentia, Muridae. The coding region runs from base 612 to 1523 and encodes 303 amino acids. Gene Ontology annotation, biological process: endoplasmic reticulum to Golgi vesicle-mediated transport. The record is from RefSeq and is a predicted model, not a curated record. The transcript is spliced from 7 exons.